Darwinula stevensoni is the source of this 309-nucleotide messenger RNA. NCBI's taxonomy places the organism in Eukaryota, Metazoa, Arthropoda, Ostracoda, Podocopida, Darwinulidae. The record is from the annotation of a GenBank genome assembly.
AUGAAGGCUCCAGCAAUUGGGAUUGACUUGGGUACCACCUACUCCUGUGUUGGCGUAUUCCAGCAUGGGAAGGUGGAGAUCAUCGCCAACGACCAAGGCAACAGAACGACUCCAUCAUACGUUGCCUUCACGGAUACGGAGAGACUAAUCGGUGAUGCUGCCAAGAAUCAGGCUGCCAUGAAUCCAACGAAUACGGUAUUCGAUGCGAAACGUCUCAUCGGCCGAAAAUGGGAUGACGCCCCAGUUCAGCACGACAUGAAGCUCUGGCCGUUCACGGUGGUGAAGGGGAGUGGGGGGAAACCCCAGAUC